Molecule: messenger RNA, 1502 nt
Organism: Thunnus maccoyii (southern bluefin tuna)
Lineage: Eukaryota; Metazoa; Chordata; Actinopteri; Scombriformes; Scombridae
Gene: atp6v1d
Product: ATPase H+ transporting V1 subunit D
Exons: 9
Coding region: 177-923 (248 amino acids)
Cellular component (GO): proton-transporting V-type ATPase complex
Molecular function (GO): proton-transporting ATPase activity, rotational mechanism
Source: RefSeq, a predicted model, not a curated record
GGACAAGAUCACGAAACAUCGCCUCAAUCUACACAGCUAAUCCUGCAUGAAGAACAACGGUUAUUAGUAAUACACGCGCAUGUUAAUAGAUUAGACUAAAAUAUAACGUUUUAAGUAUUUAUCUGAGUUAACGGAAGUGAACAGAAGACCUCAAUCAUCGACCAAACGGCAAGAAGAUGUCUGGAAAAGACAGGAUCGACGUAUUCCCCUCCAGAAUGGCUCAGACCAUCAUGAAGGCUCGGCUGAAAGGAGCGGAGACCGGCCGCAACCUGCUGAAGAAGAAAUCCGAUGCCCUCUCAAUGCGAUUUCGUCAAAUUCUUCGUAAAAUUAUUGAAACUAAGACCAAUAUGGGAGAGGUGAUGCGAGAGGCGGCCUUCUCUUUGGCUGAAGCCAAAUUCGCAGCUGGAGACUUCAGCACCACUGUAAUCCAGAAUGUCAACAAAGCUCAGGUGAAGGUCCGAGCCAAGAAAGAUAACGUUGCAGGUGUCACCCUUCCAGUUUUUGAGCACUACCAAGAAGGCGGGGACAGUUAUGAGCUGACUGGUCUGGCCAGAGGAGGAGAGCAGCUCUCCAGGUUGAAGAGGAACUAUGGCAGAGCUGUGGAGCUGCUGGUGGAGUUGGCCUCCUUACAGACAUCUUUCGUCACUCUGGAUGAAGCCAUCAAGAUUACCAACCGCCGUGUGAAUGCUAUUGAGCAUGUGAUUAUCCCCCGGAUCGAUCGCACCCUCACCUACAUCAUCACAGAGCUGGAUGAGAGAGAACGAGAGGAGUUCUACAGGCUGAAGAAGAUCCAAGAGAAGAAGAAGCAGCUCAGGGAAAAGACAGAACGUGAGAUCGCCGCCCGCCUGGCUAAACUGGGUCCCAUCGCAGAGCCCGCCAACAUGCUGACAGAGGAGACGGAUGAAGACCUGCUGUUCGAGUGAUGUGCUCCUCAGGCACCCUUCAACCUAUUUAUUUUGUGCCUCUCAGGCCAAGUCUGUGUCCUCUCAUGCAAGUGAUGAAAGUUGUUUUUUGUGUACUUGUCUGUGAUGAUUUGUUUUAUUGUUCUUCGGUGCUGGAAGGUACUGGUGCGUUUCCAGAUUUGUCACUGUACAGAACCAGAGUGUCUCACCGCACUUGGCUGUUCCCAACAAGGGAAGUCAAAAUAAUCUAAAUAAUCUAAAAGUGAAUAUUAUGUAUGUUAACACAUGGGGUUUUUGCGAGUUAAAUCUAAGAAGCAUUCCGUGUGAUCAAGUUGUAUAUAUUUCAAUUUCCUCACAACAUUUAGAGCCAUUUGCAUGCUGUAAAGCUAAAAGGUGGUUGUAGAAUUCAAAGAGUGUGUGAGUCUGUGUCGUGGAGGCCCCGUCCCCACUGCUGACCUCAUAUCUUGAGGUUGUCGUUACCUCAUUUGAGGAUGUUUACUGUUGCACCAGAACCUCCUGUGACCCCCCGCUGUAAAACGUGAUAUGCGAAUCAACAAAGUCCAACACUUCAUCCUAAUAAAGGUAUUCUCAACAUUCAAA